Messenger RNA from Cetraspora pellucida, 798 nucleotides. NCBI's taxonomy places the organism in Eukaryota, Fungi, Glomeromycota, Glomeromycetes, Diversisporales, Gigasporaceae. The record is from the annotation of a GenBank genome assembly.
AUGAAGUUAGAUUUAAUAUUAAACAUAACUAAAACAGAUAUACCCAAUAUUGAUAUAUCAUAUACUCUUAAUAUUUUACAGACCCAUCUUACUAUUCUGUGUAAUGUUCUGCCUCAAAAUUAUAAUUAUAUUAUUGAUUCAUUUGAAGCAGCUCAACCUUAUAACUUUUUAGGCAUACAGGAAGAACCAUUCAAGUUAAAAUUUAGUAUAAAUACUUGUACAAUUGAUAGUACCAAGACUUGUUUACAACUACAAAACAAGUAUAAUACUCAUCUAUACAUAGUAUUCAUGUUGUUUCAUCAUAAUCAUCCUCUCAUAUCAGGACAUGUUACAGGCUUUUAUUCUGUAUCUAAUGAGACAAAACAAGCAUUCUAUGAACUUUUUCAUAUUGGACAUAAUCCAGCUAGUGCAUAUCACACAUAUUUAGAAGAAAUGCAAUUGAAAUAUGAAAAUGACAAGGAGAUUCUGGCAGAUAGGACUAUUUGCCCAUACAAAUAUAAUGUUUAUUAUCUUCAUGAAAAAUUUCUUAAUAUAUUUGUUAAUGCAAAAAAUAAAAAAGAGAUGUUUAGUUGUUUGGCUAAGAAGGUUACAAAAUUUAAUUAUAAUAAAAAAGAAAGUGCCUGGAUGCAGCCUUAUGUUGCUUCAAUGGAGACUGAUUCUGGUCAACCAUUUAUUCUUAUUAUUUUAACUAAUCUAAUGAAGCACUGUCACAUUUUACAACAAGCUAGAGAAUUAAUAUUUAUGAAUACAACAGCAAGUCUUGAUAUGAAACAACUCAAACUUUCACAAAAGCCUUAA